Molecule: messenger RNA, 1684 nt
Organism: Musa acuminata AAA Group (dessert banana)
Lineage: Eukaryota; Viridiplantae; Streptophyta; Magnoliopsida; Zingiberales; Musaceae
Exons: 8
Coding region: 34-1068 (344 amino acids)
Source: RefSeq, a predicted model, not a curated record
CGGCCGAAGAGGAGGCGGAGGAGGAAGAGAGAGAUGGGGUUGCAGAAGGAAAAGGGGAAACCCUCUCAGGUUAGUCGCAAGGUGAUCCAAGGAAAGGGCUUCGACGGCAACGAUCACUGGGCUUUUCUGGAAGAAAUUGAAGCCCCAUUAUGGGUAGACCUAACGAUUGAAGCUCAAUCCGUGGACAAUGACAUUGACGAUGCUUGGUUCCGGGUAUCACAUCCGAUCCAUCAAAUGUCUUCUCAACAACUCAAGAAGUCCUUCAAAAACGUUGGCAAAUAUCAAGAUAUUUUGCUGAUUUCUCGAUGCUACUCUCCGAAGAUUCCUGAGUCUGUCUCACGAUCUAGAGGCAAGCAUUGCGAGAGCCGGAAAUGGUUAGGAAAUGUGAAUGGUUCUUUAACCGCUAAACAACAUCCUGUUAGGAAGUUAAUGGGUGGGAAAAGUUUGGAUACAGUAAAGAAGAAGGCUACUACUCGGAAUAGCUCAACGAGCACGAUCACAGAAAGUUCAUCUUCCAGGAAACCGUUACAGAGCUCAAGUGUUCUCGAGGCCAAUGCUGCAACUGAAACAAGCUUGUCGAGUGGUGUCAUGUCCAAGUACCAAAAUUUGAGGCCAAAGUCAAGCUUUCGAGGUCCCAGGAAGACUUGUGAUGUGAAGAGAGUAACUUCUCAGGUUGCUGGCAAAGUUUCUAGUGUGGCUCACAUUUCAGGAAAAUCUAGUGUAGGUUCCUCUUGCAGCCCUGGAAGCAUAGUCCAGAAUGUCAACACUACUAAAAUACAGAAAAAUGGAAUGUGCAAGGAAAAGAAGGCAUCAGGAACUGUCAUAAGGGCACAUGAAACACGAAUUAAGGAUGUAACUCAACGUGUGCACCAUCAAAAUAAAGCAGGUGAUGCUAAAUUGGUCUGCCAAGAGUCAGAAUCCAAGGCUUUAGGCCCUGCCGCACCCAGGAACCCUUUAAGUCAGCUCAAUAAAUCAAGACCACAAAAGACUGGAGUUGUCACAAUUCAAAGAAACUUCUCUCAGUUAGGAAUAAAGAGAAUACUGCAGUGUCCCAUAUAUGUGAAGUGAAACUCACACAUUACAGGUAAUAACCAAUGGAAGAUAGCAGGAAAAAAAAUCUGACAACCAAACUCCCUUGAGGUGGGACAUGCUUUUUCACAUGUACAGAUUCCCUUCUCAACAUAGGAUCGUUUUACACUGUUAGCUUUCUAGUGCAAAAAAAAAAAAAAAAAACUAAAGCUAACACUGUUAGCUUUCUGAUCUUGAUGAAAUCAUGCAGAAAUUUUUUGUUACUAAUUGAAACUUGGAUGUUGUUGGUUCUAUUUUUUGUUAUCUGUUCUGCGAGUAUACAUUUACCAAAUGCUAAAAUCAGAUAUCGAACGACUUGUUCCUAAGCAUGAUGGUAUGAUUUUCCAUGAAAGAUAUGUGGAUGAUUAUUUGUGAAAUGGCCCAUCAAAGAUUGGUGGCUAGUCAUAGCACACAUUAAAAUGAUUAAUCAGAAGAAGCAUAGUGAAGAUGUGAAUGCAGGGCAAGGUUAGAAAAUGGAACAAACAAGGUCAAAGCAGUAUGCUAAAGCUAGCUAAAAGUAAUAAGACAGCUCCAUGGAGAAGCUUCAUGCUGAUGCUUGCAAUAUAAUUUAUGUAGCUGCAUAAAUUAUAUGAAAUACCCAUGCUGCUGAUAUCUU